CUGCGCCCAUUCCCUUUACUUCGGAUGAGAUCUUUAUAGAAGGCUUUACAUACUACUGACAUACAUACCAGGUAGCAACGCUUUGACUUGACUUGGCCUUGGGGAUGCGGUGACAAUGUUUUCGUUCGGGUCAAAAGUCAAACAAAAGCUUAGCGCUACCCGGUUUGAGUUCUCCAUUGUGGUCCAUAACUUGGCACCAUGGCCGGAGGGAGCACGCGCAAUUGCAAUUGGAUAUCAGCGCGGCAAGAGGCGCAGGGGCGCUACACGCUCGGUGUAUCCAUCCAGGCAACCUGGGCGUCUGGGGGCCGUCGUUCGCAUCAACGAGCGGUUUGACAUGCCGGUGACGCUCUACAAGUCAAAUAGUGGCUCAUCUGGCAGCGGGGGCCUUGGCCCUUUUAAAAAGAAAUGCCUGAUCCUCGCCGUUUUGGAGACGGAUGGCCGAACACAAGCCACUGCCGCUUUGGGGCGCGUCGUCAUCGACUUGUCAGAGUACGCAGCGAUCGAGCAUCAGGAGACGCGCACCUUCAUGGUGUCGUGCAACAAAGCCAUCCAUGCAGCCGUCGGCGACCCCCAGCUUAUGGUAACCAUCAGAUGUCGAUGGAAGAAGCUGGCACGUGAGGGGCCGGGGGCAGCCGCAUCAGGUCUUCCAGAUGAAACAGCCUCCAUGAGCACGGAUACAACAGGCUCCCGCAUGACGGCUAACCUGAGCUCCUUCCUGCGAUUCAAGUUCACGGGCAAGGGCAUGGCGCCUCUCAACGAGGAACAGGACCUGCGAGGCUUUGAGUCCGCAGGGGGCGCUGGGCCGCAUGCGGGCGGCGGUGCAGGAGGGCGCAACACCAGCACGGCAGGGGAGCUGCCGCCGGGGCUGCCCAAGCUCAUGGACACGAUCCAGGAGUCCCACGACGAGCCCGCGGAGCCCGUGUUCGCCCCCUUGAGCACCCCCGGAGGCAGCCGCAGCCUCACGCCGCAGACCAGCAUCAACAAGCAGCUCACGCCCACCAGCAGCGCGAUGGGGGCCAUGGAUCCCAGUCCUCGCAGCCCUCACGUUUCAUCGCGCUUUGGCGACGGAGGUGGCAGCGGAGGGCCGUUGGAGGCUGGCGUCAUGGGCAUGAGCCUGCGGGAGGCGCAUGCGACAAGGAACAAGUACGUGGCUCCCAGCUCUCCAAGCCCUAAGCGCAUGGACGCCGUGGAGAGCGCCCCGCUGGCCUCCAACGGCAGCAUCGGAGGGGUCGCCAGGCGCUCGGGUGUAGAUGCAGACCGGUCACUGGGUUCCCUGCGUGCCGCCGGAAGCGGCAUCAGCCUCGCGGCAGCUUCCGCCUCCGAUAACGACCUGCUAGUGGCCCUGCGCUUCGAGCUCCUCACGGCCGCAGCCCUGGAGGCCGCCGUCUACCUGGCCCGCAGACCCCACGGCGCCGGCCUGCCACCCAAGAGUGAGGCCAGUGUCGCCGGCACCGGCGCAAACGUCGCUCGUAGCGUCUCAGCCGCUGGCUCGCUAGCGGCUAUUUCGACGGCAAGCAGGGCGGAGAUGACUGGGGCCGCGGGAACGCGUGCCUCCCACGCCCCUGCCCGGCGACUGGUCCGAACGGUUCUGUGCCUGGGACCCUCAGACGGUCCCGCCUUUGCAGCAUCGGCGCUGCGGGUCGUGCGUGCGCAGGUGGCGACGGCGCGCGAGGGGCUGGAGGUGCUGUCGUACUGGUGGUCCAAUGCGGUGCACAUGCGCGCCAUGCUGACGGGGCUGUCGCUGGCCGCCGCUACGGGCAUGCUGUCGUCUGCCUCGGGUGCCAUGGGCGCCGCCAGCGGCGGCAGCUGCGGCGAGCACUGGGCCGCCGCGGCGCUGGUUGGCGACCUGCGGCGCCUGGAGCGCUCCAUCUUUGAGGACAUGCUGAGCCGCAUGUGGGGCUGCGUGCUGCUGCCCUCUGUCCUGGGCAACGGCGCAGUUGCGGGGCUGUCGGGCCGGCCGGCUGCCAAGGACGGGCCGGCGCGAGCCUCCACCGCCAUCACCAGGCGCGCACAGCAGGAGGCUGCGAUCAAAAAGUGGUUUGAGGGCUUGGAGGCGGUGAGCAGCGCCCUGGCGCGGCAGGUGGGAGGCGCCGGCGGGCACUGCGGGCUGUUGCGGCAGCAGGUGCUGUUGCAGUGCCUCAAACGUGUUGACCUGCUGUUCUUCGUGCACCUGCUGGGCGGUGUGGAGCAGCCCGGCGUGGCGGAGCUGCUGGCGGACUACGACCCACAUGGAAUCAUGACGGGUGGCAUGACCGGCAGCCCCAGCAGCUUCCCACAGCUGGAUGACAGCAGCCUGCCCUUUGCGCGUGGCGUGCUGACGUUUGGCGGCGGCAUGUCCGUCAAGAUGACGGUCACUCGGCUACAACAGUGGGCGACGGGGCAGGCCGCGCUAGGCGCCGGCGGCUCCUUGGCAGGGGAUGCGCCGGCCAGCGCCAAUGGCGCCGACCGCGGCUCUGCUGCCGGCAGUGUCGGUGGCGCUGCUGCCGGGACCUCCUCCACGGGGCCGCUGUUCCCGCUGUUGCGUGCGGCUGCGGACCUGCUGAUGAUGCCCAAGGAGCUGCUGCUGGACCGGGCGGUGCGGCUGGACGUGGGCGCAGCGCUGUCCAUGCGCUCCGUGCUGCACAUCCUGCAGCGCUUCCAGCCGGACGAAUUCGCGCAGGACUGCAUCAGCCCCGCCAUCCUGGAGUCGCUGCAGGACGACGCCGCACUGCCACAAAUCCACCUGCGCUCCGCCGCCGCCGACCUGCACAGCGGCUACGUGCCGCCGCCCGACUCGGCGGCCCUGCGCGGCGUGGAGGCGGGCUCCGAGCCGGGGCUUGAGUACGAUGCGGACAGCGAGGAUGAGCUGGAGGAGUUGGCGCAGGUGGUUGCCAAGUCUUCGGCCGGAGCGGGGGUUGCUUCCAUCACGCCGCCUCCCGCCGGUGGCGCCUUCACGGCCACGCGCUUCCGGCUUCUGCAUGAGCUGUGGGCUGCCGGCAUGCCACGGCGGCGAGCGGCCGGGUCGGUGGCGUCAGAGCAGAUCUGAAGCAGGAAUGCUUGCUGCUGCGGCUGUGAUGCCCAUGCCGGCGUGGGCUUGGGCGUAACCCACACGCGUGCAUCCGGCUUAACGUAAUAGCUGUAGGCUCUGCUCUCCUAAAGCAGCGCUUCCGAAAUAGCUUCCAUUCAUAUGGCUGCUGCCAAGAGGAUUUGCGCUGUAGUGGGUUUCGUUUUAGGUGGCUGUGGCUUCGGCCCUUGGUUUGGCAUCGGUUUGACGCACACUUGCCCGAACCCUUUUCAUUCAGCUGUUCAACAGCUCGCAGCAGACGUGUCUGGGACAUUGACACACGCUUCUCAUAUAACCCGACGAGAGAGGCUUGGUUUGGCAUUGCAACGUUAGGUGGCGUUGGUCGGUGACGCGGGUUUUACCGCGCGUCUUCACCUAGCAGCGUUGCCGCGUUGUACAUAUGGACUUUGCAAAGGGCGCAUACGGGUGUGCUGACUUGGUGUCUCUGCUAGGCUCAUCCACUCUCAGGAAAUGCCGGACUGACGGUUUGCGACCUAGGAGUUGGGCUGGGACACGGGAAGACAACGUUUUCAUGGACUGGUAGACACAGAUGGACCACAGCGCGGAGUCAUUGUCAUGUGGGUCAGGGGCUCCUCGAAAGUGUCUUGAUAGGAUUAAGUUAUGAUGGUCGGGUAGGCUGACGAUCGCCUUUGUCAGAUCAUGAAAGAGACGGUACGGAGAAGCUAGGGCCGCAGAACUCGUGUCCAAACGGAGAGACGCCUGUGGCCCAAUUGUACCAACACUGUCAGGAGGCUUGACCUUCAACGUUGACGUUCGAUUGACUCAGGGUAACGGGAGGUCUGCCCAGUCCUUCGACUUUGUAAUGUUUUGUGGGCAGCUAGGUUUUGCAGUUGGGCAGGUGGCAAACUGUAAAUGUGGACGGUUUGGGCGCUGCCACGUUCAUUGUAAGAGAGAUGCUAUCUUGCUAUCAGAGGGCAGAUUGCUGGACGUGGGUUGUUAUAAGACGAUGUGCUGUGUACAUGUUUGCUGGGGGACUAUCCUUCUGUUGCCUGUCCUGGCGGACCUGGCUCAGUAAAGGUUUACCCUGGGUUCAUGCGUGCAUUUCUCUAGAGCAUGAAGGGUUUCAACCGAGGUAUAUUAUAUUACAAUUCUUCUCGCCCACCCAUCUACCUCCCCUGAGAUCUCCAUUCUCCAUCCACCAUCAUUAUCACCGUAACCCCAGUCCAAUCUCAGCAACCUUUCGUACAUGGAGCGGCAUGCACGCAAGCCCAGGCAUCAUCGCUAGCACUUACUACCGGGACUGUAAAGUUACUGCCUAAAGUGGCCAUACGGGCCCACCUAUCUUUAGAGCAGAGAUGCAAACCGCAGCGACAACCUUACAUCAUUCCAGGCUUCAGCCCCCCACACGCGCUGUGUGGUUCGUCCAAGGCUGCACACAGCAAAGCCUCCCACAGUAAAGCCUCACGCACACACAGCUGUCCUCAUAACUGGGCAUAGGCCUAGGGGCAGUUACCAGCCCUGACCCGUGCGCAUGGUGCAACAGGAUGAGUCACACUGUGCAUAAACAGGUAGGGAUUUCGUAACCC
Astrephomene gubernaculifera is the source of this 4590-nucleotide messenger RNA. Lineage: Eukaryota; Viridiplantae; Chlorophyta; Chlorophyceae; Chlamydomonadales; Astrephomenaceae. The record is from the annotation of a GenBank genome assembly.